AAACAAACAUAUGGUGUUACAUGAAUUAAUAUGCUAAUAAUGAAACCCAUGCGAAUAAUGAUGGUAUGAUAAACCGCUAGUAGAUGCAGCAGCCAUGGCCACCACCUUGAGGAGGCAGAGAAGAAGUAGCUAGUAUAUGACCAAGUCGGGAAAGAUUCAAGGAGCAAUGGGUUUGGGGAGGUCAGGGAGAUGGGGCAAUUCUGGUACUUUUGGGAAUUCAGGUUUUGGAAUCUCUGGCACUUUAGGCAGCUGUGGCACUUGAGGUUUUGGGAAAGCUGGGACCUCGGGUUUCGGAAAUUCUGGAACUUGGGGUUUUGGAAUAUCAGGCUUUGGCAAUUCAGGAACUUGAGGCUUAGGGAUUUCAGGUUUUGGAAGCUCUGGAACUUGGGGCUUAGGAAUUUCAGGUUUUGGCAGUGCUGGAACUUGGGGCUUUGGCAGCUCUGGAGUUUCAAGCUUGGGAAAUUCUGGAACAACUGGCUUAGGGAGGUGAGGUUUUGGCAAUUCUGGAAUUUGAGGCUUAGGAAGCUUUGGGAGGUCAGGUUUUGGCAAUUCUGGAACUACAGGCUUGGGGAUUUCGGGUUUGGGCAAUUCUGGAACCUCAGGUUUGGG
Molecule: messenger RNA, 609 nt
Organism: Linum tenue
Lineage: Eukaryota; Viridiplantae; Streptophyta; Magnoliopsida; Malpighiales; Linaceae
Source: the annotation of a GenBank genome assembly